GGGACUGGGACUGGGACUGGGACUGGGACUGGGACUGGGACAAGCGGGGUUGGCGGCACACGGGGACCGCCGGGUCUGUGGGCCCGGCUUUGCGUCCGUCCUGCCCUGCACACAAGUUCUGCUCCGGGAACGCAGUCCCCGCACAGUGCUCCACGGCUUUGAAAGUUUCUUUCCGGGCGCUGAGUAAACACUGUUGAUAAUUGUGUUGAUGGGCUUGGUUCUAAAGGGGCUUCAGGUAUGUACCACUGACUGACCACGUCAAUAAGAUGCUGAUGCUUUUGGCUGUUCCUUCAUUCUUCGUGGGAUUUUGAUAAAGCAGCUAUGCCUGUUCAAUUGCUGAAGAUCAUUGAAGGACAAUCUGAGACUCCACUACCAAGCCAUUUGCAGAAGGAGGAUUUAAAACAUUUGCAAGAAGGGUAUGAUCAUACCAACAAAUACAUUCAGGGAAUAGUUACUCUUUCCUACCCAUUAACAAAACUCAGAGAUGGAACAGACUUUUUCAAGAUUGUUGUUCAAGAUUCGGAUAACUUGUGUUCCCAGAUCAACAGCAUCAAUGUUUUAAUAUAUGGAAAAAUGGCAGAGGAUUGUGCAAAAAUUAUACACCAUGGGGAAACCUUCAUAGUUGCAGGAUUCAAGGUGAUAAAAUUGCCUGCAGAGAGAGAGGAUGCUAGACAUGAUUGUCACCUGGAAGUGUCUGAAGAAGCUGGAUCAACCAUUUAUAUUUACACUAAACCAGGAGCAACUGCUGCUCUAGAAACUGUAUCUGUGUCUGUUGCUCCAAAAUAUGUGUAUACUCCCCUGAAUCAUCUUAAAGAUGGAACUGUAGUGAACUUGUAUGGCGUUGUGAAAUUCUUCAAGCCUCCUUAUAUUAGCAAAGGAACUGAUUAUUGCUCAAUUGUAACACUUGUGGACCCAUCAAAUGUGAAGUUAACGUGCAGUCUUUUUAGUGGAAACCUUGAUUCUCUACCAAAAAUUUACAAAGUUGGAGAUAUUGUUCGAUUUCAUAGAGUAAAGGAUUUAGUAAUGUACAGUACUGUACCUGGGCUUUCAGCCACAAUCAGUGCUCUGCAGAGAUUAUGGAAGAUCAGGGAAUACAAUGGACAGAUGCAGGGAAUUACCAGUGGGGGAUUUGCAUCCUUAACAUUUGAUGGAACUGUAGGAGCUCCAGUAGUUCCUCGAACUUCUAGCAGAGUGUACACUUUCAUGGACGAAGAACAGAAAGCAGUAGAAGAAUUACGUAUUUGGGCAGCCAGUAAUAUUUCCAUCUCUGGACCAGCAACAAAAUUGUCUGGUGUUCAGCCAAUGCUGUUCUUUGAUCUCACUUGCCAGCUGGUGGGAAAAGCAAAAGUGGAUGGAUCUUCUUUUCUUCUAAAGGUUUGGGAUGGCACUGAAUGUCCCUACCCCACAUGGAAGGUGCCUGUAGAAGCAAAAGACCUGGAAGGAGAAAAAGGUCUUCUUCAUCAGCUGAGAAAUCUAGCAGUGGACAUUCUGGUCUAUGAUAAUCAUGUACAGCUGGCAGAAUCACUUAAGAUUGGAAGUUUUCUGAGAAUUUACAGUAUUCAUGCAAAAGAAGCAAGUGCUGACAAUGAAGACGUCUCACAUAUGGAAUUUCAUCUUCAUGGUGGCACCUGUUAUGGUCGAGGAAUAGGAGUCUUGCCAGAAAGUAACCCAGAUGUUAAGGAACUAAAAGAAUUCUUAGAAUCUGUUACUCUGACAGACAGUCAGAAUAUGGAAAGCAUGUGUUCAAUGGACAUUGACAGCACUUUUGGCAAUGUUACAGAUCUUGAAUUGCACUUACAGAGAUGUCAGCAGUUAUCUGUUACAGUAUUAACAGAUCAUCAGGAUUUGAGUAACACAGAACUGAAAACCAUAACAAGCAGCACAGCUCCUCAACAGUAUCGCAUUAGAGCAAAGCUGAGAACUUACAAACCCCAAAAGCUCCAUCAGUCUGUUAAACUUCAUUGUUCCAAAUGCAACUCUUUGCAAGAAGUUCCAGAUAGAGAUGACUUUGACUUCAUUUUACACGGCUCUGCCAGUACUGCCCCAAACCCAGAAUUACACAAUACAUCCUGGUAUGAAUCUGUGACAUGGACUACACAAGAGCAGGAACAGAGGGAAAUAGCCAUCCAUUUUGUGAAGCAUGAUGAAAUGCUUCAACAUCCUGAAGACACCUUGAUAAUGGUAGAAGGUGGAACACUAAAAGAAAUCUGGAAGCUUACAAAAAGAUUCAAAUGUGUUAUUCCUGUGAGAUCCACAGAAGAUGAUCUUGAAUUACUAGAUCUUUCAGCUCCUUUUCUUCUAAAAGGGAAUGUAAAAUAUUAUGGGUGCAAGCAGUGUUCAACUCCAAAGCCUGUGAAGAAUCUAAGUUCCAUUGCAGCAGAACAGCAACCAUCAUGGGAACCAACUGAAAUAGCACAAGUUUUAGGUAUUGAACUGCUCCAGUAUGUUUUUAUUAUGAAGUUUACACUGGUUGAUGAAACAGGAUCACUAAAUGCAUACCUUUUUGAUUAUGAGAAGUUUUUCCAAAUUCCUGCCUCUGAAAUCUUGACUAGUGAUUUUCUUCAGCAAAAGAUGCAGAUGACCAUGAAUUCACUCUGUCCUCCAGGAAGAAAAUUAGGUGACUUGCCAUGGCUGGAAUGUUUCAUCAAGUCCUAUAAUGUCAGAGACGCAAUGAAAAUGAAAAAUCAAGUUUAUUACCAAAUUUUUGACACCACAGUUGCUGAAGAUGUUGUAUAGUCAUGUGUUGCUGAUUGGAAGUAAUCCAGUAAGACCCAGUUUCUUAGGGGGGCAGGGAUCAGAGACUGUAUUAAAAAAAAUUACCUUUGUUCCAUUCUUAGGAAUUCAGCUUGUUUUUAUGAAUUUUUAGUUUAUGGGAAAGGGAAUUAUACUUUGAUGUGUUUGCUAUUUUCCUGGUAUACAACUUGGUGAUCUAAGGGCCAGUGGGGGUGUUAAGCUUUUCACUGGAAGCUGCUUGGCUGAGGUUGAUGGAAGCAAUCUACUUUCCAUCUAUCCUUCAAAAAGGCAGUGAUGAGGUUACUCUAAAUUUGUGAAUUUUGCUCCAAAAAAUGUAUUCAUGAUGAUGCUGUGCAUUCAUUUUUGUGUUAAAUUACGACACCAGAGGCAGAGAUACAGAGCUCUUUAGUAAACUCAGACUACUUUGUGGAAGCCAGUAUUACUGUUCUCAGUUUGACAGGGAGGUUGGUUUUUAGACACUUCUUUGAUUUUGUACUGAUAUGUGCAUUUAGACAAACUCCUCCUGUUAGUAACACUCAGGUAACUGCUACAUGUACCAGUUACUGUCAAUUCUGAUGGGGUUGUGAACAUGACCGUGUAGUGAUUAUCACUAAAAUUAAAGGCAAUCACAAAAGUAAGGUAGUGUAAAAUUGCAAAAUGAGUAUUAAUAUUUGGUAGAUGGUAAUGAUUCUGGGGUGGUCUUGUUGGGUACCAAAGUUGUUUGCAUAUUUGUGAGCUGGAUCUGUAUUUUCAAAGGCUUGAUCUGCCUUUCUGUCCUAAAUAAUCAGAUUGUGUGCCUAAAUUUGGAGAUACAGAACUGAUCUGGUGCUAUCAUGGAUUGAAAAUUCUGCUGAACUAGAAAACUGUGUGGUGGUUUUACUUUGCAUUCAGAAGUCUCUAGGACGAGUUCAGGACAUGAUUCUCUAAGGAUAAUUAAUGUAGAAAUCCCUGUCAAAUCAAAUGCUUUCCAUCAGAGCAAAAUUACUUAGUAUUUACAGCAGCUGUUUUUAAAGAACUUCAGAAGCAAGAUGCAAUAUUUGUAAGUAGAUAAUUAUUUUUAUAGUUGAUGACAUUUUAUUUUUUUCAUUUUUGAGGGCUGUUUAAUAGAUUAUGCAAUUUGUCUUAAAAUUUCAUUAUAUGUCCUCUGGUAAUUUUCUUUUACUGUAAAAAUUACACUGUGUUUAUAUAUCAUAAGCCAGGAUAUUGUUCUUUAUUGAUCUGUCUGUAGGAACAACCAAUGUUAAAAGUGGUGAGUGCAUAUUUCCUUUAAAAAUUUCUUAAAAAUAAAAAUAUUCUGGAAUAGAACCAUCAGUUGAUCAGAGUCUACUGACUUAAGAAUGCUUUCUUGAAUUUUUGCAUAAAUUCAUCCACAGAAAAUAAUUACAGCAAAUGAAUAUUAUAAAAUUUUGGACACUGGCCAUACCCAAAUGUUUUCACAAGUUAGAAGUUAAAUUGAAGUGAAUCUUCUUUGCUUUUAUUUAUAUAGGGUAUGAAAAUGUGAAUUUCUAUUUUUAGAUUUUUGUUAACAACAGUGAAAGAUACUGAUAUUGUACAUUUUUUUCUAAACAUGUCUUCAUGAAGGAAUAAAUAAAAAGAUGUUUUGAACUUCAGUGUAAAAUAAAUCAGUUUCACCACAUGCCUUGUCUGAGAUCCCUGCCGAAAAUCUCUACAUAUGCAUGACAUUAUUUUUUUACUAUUGAAUAUUGUAUUAAAAUGUUUAAUAAAGAUUUCUCCAAAUAA
Messenger RNA from Haemorhous mexicanus (house finch), 4473 nucleotides. It is a transcript of the gene POT1, whose product is annotated as protection of telomeres 1. NCBI's taxonomy places the organism in Eukaryota, Metazoa, Chordata, Aves, Passeriformes, Fringillidae. Bases 322 to 2736 code for a protein of 804 amino acids. Gene Ontology annotation, molecular function: telomerase inhibitor activity; G-rich strand telomeric DNA binding. Gene Ontology annotation, cellular component: chromosome, telomeric region; nuclear telomere cap complex. Gene Ontology annotation, biological process: telomere capping; regulation of telomere maintenance via telomerase. The transcript has 22 exons. The record is from RefSeq and is a predicted model, not a curated record.